AUCACAGAUCGUGUUAUUGGAACGUCCUCCCACAGUAGCGAUGGUGGGAAUGAGUGUUCUCAGGUCUGCUGCUGCUUUAGCAGCCAGACUUGGUCCUCUGAAAUGUGGAAAUAAUGUGGCAAAUUUACUCACCCGCACAAUCCCGCGGACCGAUAAAGUGGCAGUUCGUUGGGGUCAUGGAAAGAAAAUGUUUGUCAUCAACCCCCCUCAAUUCUAUGACAAGCGAUUUCUGAACUUACUGAGAUUUUAUGUCCUGCUGACUGGCAUUCCUGUGGUUAUCGUUGUCACAUGUGUGAAUCUCUUCAUUGGUGAGGCAGAACUGGUUGAAAUUCCAGACGGCUAUGAACCUGAGUACUGGGAGUACUACAAGCACCCCAUCAGCAGGUGGAUUGCACGAAACAUCUAUGAUGAUCCUGCAAAGGACUAUGAAAAGGUGAUGGCUGCACUCCAAAUAGAGAAAGAGAAGGAAGAUGCCAGACUGCUGCAGAUGGAGGCGCGGAGACAGAUGAGGAUGAGGGGAGACGGCCCCUGGUUCCAGGUAGAAAGUCUCAACAAGGAGCUAAUUGACAACAGCAUCAAGUCAACACCUGACAAUUAAUCCAGACACGUCUGCCAUUGGUCCAUCAUCCUGGGCAAUCUCACUGUUUGUACAUUUUUUCCCUCCCUGCGUAAAUAAAGUAUCUAUAUGUACUCUGA
Molecule: messenger RNA, 696 nt
Organism: Scatophagus argus
Lineage: Eukaryota; Metazoa; Chordata; Actinopteri; Scatophagidae
Gene: ndufb5
Product: NADH:ubiquinone oxidoreductase subunit B5
Exons: 6
Coding region: 41-598 (185 amino acids)
Source: RefSeq, a predicted model, not a curated record